AUGGCCAGACCAAAUGUUGUAGAGGAGUAUAGGACAGUAGCUUCGGAUUAUGAGGCCUUCACAGUCACCACGCCGAUCGGCCGCCUCGAGUCCGAGCUCUACCUGACCGCGCUCGGCGACCCAACCGGUCUCACCGUCCUUGAUCUCGGCGGUGGGACUGGCCUCAGGGCCCGGCAGGCCGUUGAGCGAGGCGCGGCCUCGGUGGACGUGGUCGACAUCUCCGCCGAGAUGCUCCAUGUUGGCGAGAAGGAGGCCGCGAAGAAGGGGCUUGGCGAGCGCAUCCGGUGGUUCGAGGCGGAUGUGUCGCAGAACUUGACCAAUCUGGGUCUAAGGGAGUCUUAUGACAUCGUGCAAGCCAAUUGGGUGUUCGACCAUGCCAAGGACAUCGAGACCUUGGAGAAGAUGUUUACGACUGCGGUGGCUCAUUUGAAGCCCGGAGGCCAGUUUAUCUGCGUCCAUGCCGUCAACCCGAAGGGGUCCCUCAAAGGGAAAAAGUACGGGGUUUCUUAUACCGGACUCGAGGAGAUUCCUGGAGGACUAAAGUACUGGGUGACAUUGUGGGCAACCGAUCCACCGGUCAAGUUCGGAGGAACAUCGCUCGAGGUUCUUUACUCUGGGUCUCUGCAGAUGUACAAGAAGUUCGGGCUGGUUGACGUCACAGUUGUGCCCAUUGAGAAGACAGAAAUCAUUCAAGAGGAUCCGGAGUUAUGGAAGGAUUGCGUGGAGGAGCCUACCGUAGAAGUUGUCACAGCUUCAAAGGCAAAGUAG
This is a messenger RNA of Diaporthe citri, 768 nucleotides long. RefSeq lists its product as uncharacterized. NCBI's taxonomy places the organism in Eukaryota, Fungi, Ascomycota, Sordariomycetes, Diaporthales, Diaporthaceae. The transcript is spliced from 2 exons. The record is from RefSeq and is a predicted model, not a curated record. The coding region runs from base 1 to 768 and encodes 255 amino acids.